Messenger RNA from Centruroides sculpturatus (bark scorpion), 4758 nucleotides. RefSeq names its product Na(+)/H(+) exchanger beta-like. The transcript has 12 exons. The record is from RefSeq and is a predicted model, not a curated record. The coding region runs from base 203 to 2875 and encodes 890 amino acids. Gene Ontology annotation, molecular function: sodium:proton antiporter activity. Lineage: Eukaryota; Metazoa; Arthropoda; Arachnida; Scorpiones; Buthidae. Gene Ontology annotation, biological process: regulation of pH; proton transmembrane transport; sodium ion transport. Gene Ontology annotation, cellular component: membrane.
GUCGUAAUUAUUUUCGUGUUUGACGCGCACCUUUACCGGAAACGGAAAUAAUAACAAAGUUAUAAUUAACGAGCGCAUAGAGAGACUCGAAUAUUUACUCUACCCUUACGUCAUUUCCGACGGAGGCGGUGUCGAAGCCGAGCAAACCAAUGGGGGAGCGAUCAUCCGGGAAUGCGCUCGGCGGUUCGCGGUCCUCGGGGGUAUGGAAGGAACGCGACAGUGCAGUAGAGACAUGGGGUUGUUCGGUUGCGCGUGGAGGCUCUCGCUGGUGGUGUUAUUGUUCGUAUGUCACCGAGUGUCGUGCUCUUCCGAAAAUCCGAGCGAAUCGGAGAGGUUUCGAGUGGCAUCCGUCGACUUUGCGCACGUGUCCACCCCUUUCAUUAUUUCGCUAUGGAUCGUCAUCGCCGGACUGGCCAAGAUAGGUUUCCACGUGACUCCACGAAUAUCGUUGAUAUGCCCGGAAAGCUGCCUGCUGAUCGUCAUAGGGGUGAUCAUCGGCUUCCUGCUACACUACACGGGAUUAACGCAGGUGGGGCCUCUGACCCCCGACGUCUUCUUCCUGUUCAUGUUGCCACCCAUCGUGCUGGACGCGGGUUAUUACAUGCCGAACAGACUCUUCUUCGAUAAUUUGGUCACUAUCCUGCUCUUCGCGGUGAUUGGCACCGUCUUUAACGCUCUGUCGGUGGGCCUCUCCUUGUACGGGGUGGGCCUGACGGGCCUCUACGGCCUGAAAUUUCCUCUGCUCGAGGCCCUACGUUUCGGUGCCAUCGCCUGCGCGGUCGACCCCGUGGCCGUUUUGGCAGUUUUCGAGGAGAUCCAUGUCAACGACGUUCUCUAUAUCGUUGUGUUUGGGGAGUCUCUACUCAACGACGCCGUCACCGUGGUGUUGUAUCACAUGUUCGACGAGUACUCCAAGAUGGGACAAAACAUCAUUCCCGUAGACUACGUGGCGGGCGUGUCGUCAUUUUUCGUGGUGGCCGUGUGUGGCACUCUGGUGGGCAUCGUCUGGGGUUUCCUGGCAGCCUUCGUUUCCCGUUUCACCCAUCACGUGCGAGUCAUCGAACCCCUCUUCGUCUUCGUUAUGUCCUACCUGGCCUACGUCAGCGCCGAACUCUUUCACCUGUCCGGAAUUUUAGCGUUGACGUUUUGUGGCAUCACGAUGAAAAAUUACGUGGAAGAAAACAUAUCCUACAAGUCUCACGUCACGGUGAAAUACGCCAUGAAGAUGUUGGCCAGUUGUUCCGAAACCAUUAUCUUCUUGUUUCUCGGAGUGUCCACCGUCAACGAUAAUCACGUGUGGAACACGUGGUUCGUAGUCAUGACCAUCCUCUUCUGCACCGUGUACAGGAUCGUCGGAGUGAUGUUGCUGACGGCAGUUGCCAACCAUUUUCGACUUCACAGGUUGAACAGGGUGGAGCAGUUCAUCAUGGCUUACGGGGGGUUGAGGGGGGCAGUGGCCUUCGCCCUCGUACUCGUCGUGUCCAACGAAGGGCCUACCAAAGACAUGAUGGUGACUACCGUCAUCGCUUUGGUCUACUUCACCGUAUUUGUACAGGGUAUGACCAUUGGUCCUUUGGUGCGUAUUUUGAACGUUACGAAAAGUAGUAAAGUGAAGCCGACCAUGAACGAAAGAAUUCACACUAGGCUGAUCGAUCAUCUGAUGGCCGGCAUCGAAGAUAUUACGGGACAAAUCAUGGGAAAUUAUCAUCUCAGAGACAAAUUCAAGUAUUACAAUAACAAAUACCUCCGCCCAUUGUUGCUCUGCGAUCACGUGGUGGCCGAACCCAAAAUCUUCGAGACUUACUCGAAAUUGAACAUCGCCGAUGCCAUGAGCAUGGUUAAGAACAACGUUUCGAUGGCAGCGCACGAAAAUGGCUCCCUGGCUCACGUCUUCAGGACAUUCACGCGAGCCAACUUAGCGGAGGGUUUCGGAGGAGGUCGCGACAAUCCUUCUUUCGAUCGUUCGUCUUCUCGUCCCGAUUUUCUCAACGUCGACAUGGCGGAACUCAAUUACUCCCCCAGUUACAAAGACGUGGCGGAUGCGGAAUUGCAUCACAUCCUAUCCGACGCCAUGUUUAAACCUCCGAGAAGGUUUCGAAAAUACAGUCGAGAUCACAUUCCAGACAAUAAAAGUCAUCCUCCUUUUCAUCACCACAUUCGCAUGCAGAUACGUCAUCUAGUAAGUGAAAAUAACAGACAUCGCCGGAGAUCUCAGCCAAAUAAUUACUUAACUGUAAAUAACAAUAACAAUAAUGAUGAUACUUAUUCUCGUAAUCACAGUUUAAAUACGUUACAACUUAGUAAUAUCAAAGAAAUAAAAGAAAAAGAAAGAACAACCAGUAAAGUGAGUCUUGCCAGCAUCAGUUCCGAAACGAGUUCGAGUCCCAGUCAGGACGACAACGGAAUUAUAUUUCAAGUUCCAAAUCAUUCUCCUCAGUCUCCCAAUUCCGAAACUUCUAAGCAAACUUUGCCAGACGAAACAGUUUUAACACCAGUUUCUCCGACCGUAACCGAAACCACUCUUCCCUGGAAACGUCGAGAUGACAUAACAGAGGAUGAGUGUGCAAGAAUACAGCAGGAAUUUCCAUCCUGGAUCGACAACAGAGAGUACAUGGCCUAUGCGUCUCCUACCGACACGCUGUUGGGCAAGUUGAGCGGAUCGGAAGAAAAGAGACCCGCCGUGUUCGAAAUUUUUAAACUAGAUGCCUCUCCGGUAAAGGGCGUACCCCAGAAGAACGAAGAGGCAAUCAACACCGUCCUAAUAGAGGGUCACCGAUCUCCAUCGACGUCAAAAGACGGAGUAAAUGCAGACUGCGAAGUACAAGAUACCUCCAUCGACAUGUCAAACUUUGUCGAACAACACACCAAGUUAUAAAAUGGAUGCCUUGUGCAAAAUUGGUCACAAAUAUUUUUAUGUUAAUUUUACUAGUAUUAGAAGAUAAUUGGAAAGCAUUACUUAAAACAUAGACUGUUGAGGGUGCUACAGAUUAAAACUAUGGAAUAUUGGGGAUGUCAGUGUUUAAAUAAUUCAUUCCAAUUUCAUAACUCAAAAAAAGUAAAUGUAAAUAUAUGUGUUUACUACAUUUAAUUCCAAAAAAAAUUCAGCAAUUUAAGUAGUUUUGCUAGUUAAUAUUUUUUUUUCUUUUUAAAUAUACAUGAAUCUACUCUUUCACUAUUUUGUAUCUUAUAUGGACAAAUCUGCAUAUUCUUUGUCAUCUUUCAGUAUGAAGUAUUUAAUAUGAAAGUGUGUACAAUAUGUAACAGUGUCUAAUUGCAAAGGUAUUUUGCACAGGUUUUAUCCUUUCUUGGAUAAAAAUUGAACUUUCUUGUUCAAAGAUAAUGUAUUUUUGCAUCUGACAAUAUUUUGUUGAAGUGCAAAAUCUUUUAAAAAGAAAAAAUUUAACUUCUGUUUGCCAUUAUGGUUCCUAUUUCAAAUUGGGGAACAAAGACAAUUUUGUCUUUCCUAAGAUUAUCAACAAUGAUUUACACAUUACUUUGAUUAUCCAAAUGAAUCUUUUGAACUGUAAUGGAUAUUUUUAAGUUCUGGUGUAAUCAUAUUAUUCAGACAAUGUGAUUAUGGCACAAAUGUGAUAAAAUUAUUAAGUUUUAAAGCAAUUAAUGUUCCUGUAUUAUAUUGUAUAUAGGACACAAAACACGCUGUGCUAUCGAUCUGUACCUGCAUUGUAAAUACGUACCUUUUUUUACCUCGUUAAGGAAACGUGAUCAUUUUUAUAGUUUGUUGUUAGUUUUGUAUUGUUGACGGUUGCACAAUUUGUAAAAAUAAAGCAUUUUUGUAUAUAAUUUGUGUGUAUGGCAAAACGUUAUAUUCAUUUACCUCACCCCAGAUGCCGAAUUUCUCAUUCACUCCGUCCACUUCGCGUUCAAGCUUUAAGAAAAUAUUUUCAAGCACAAUCUUGAUUAGUGCAUUUUUACAAAGUGCUAAAAUGUUUUAGCAUAAUGUGUUAUGCAGCCUCAAUAAAUCAAAAUUUUUUUUAAAUUAUAAAUUUUUACAGGAACAUUUUAUCUUUUAUACAUAUAUAUUUAAUAUUAGAUUAUGCUCUGUGCUUUACGCACAUAUAAUUUCUAGCACAAAAUUUUAUAUUGUUUUUAUAGAAAUAGCAUUCAAAUUUUUGAAAAUAGCAACAGAAUGCACACAUAUUGUAAUUCAAUUAAGGAAUGUGUACUUAAAUACUUUCUCACAAAGACUUAAUUUUCCUGUUACUUGUUUUUUUUAUUUUAAAAACUAUACUUAAUGUCAUUUAAUUAUAAUGUCACUGCAUAUCUACAAAAAUUUUUUGCUCUGCACAAAAAUUGUAAUUCUGUCAAGACUCAAUAUAAUUCAAGUCUUGACAGAAGCGCUGUUGAAUUGUAACAAUACUGGAGUAAUCCAGAAUUGACAGAGUGAGAUUUGACAUUAUGCAAUAUUUGAAUGCUUCUUAUAUCCAAAUAUGCUCAAUAAUUGUUAAAAGUGAAUUUUUAAAUUACUGCAAAAUGAUUUUAAAUGAAAAUUGUCUCAUUAUGUACUGUACUUAGCACUUAUCAAACUUUAUGUGAAAACACCAUAUUUUUAAGAAAUUCUAUCAUCAGAGCAAUACAGAAUACUGGAUUUAUUUCAUCUGCGAGUCCCAGAUGUGUAUGAUUCUAAAAUACCGUUAAAAUCGUGUAAUCGUAUGUCGAUGAUAGUGCCAUGAAUAUUUACUGUAUUAUUGUAAAUGUACUGUGAAUAACUGUAAAUAAAAUAUAUGAAUUGUAACUGAU